Molecule: messenger RNA, 1866 nt
Organism: Varanus komodoensis (Komodo dragon)
Lineage: Eukaryota; Metazoa; Chordata; Lepidosauria; Squamata; Varanidae
Gene: TMEM100
Product: transmembrane protein 100
Exons: 3
Coding region: 1323-1724 (133 amino acids)
Biological process (GO): cellular response to BMP stimulus
Source: RefSeq, a predicted model, not a curated record
UUUCCACUUGACUAUUCCUGCUGUUUCUUGCUCUUCCCCCAGAUGGGAGCCCUGGUGGCAGUGUUGAAAUGGCCCUAACAAUCCUGCACGAUCACACAUGCAGAGCAAAGGAAUGUUGAGUGAGCUUAGCAACAAAUCUUUUGCUGGUUCAGAAGGUUAACCCAGCUGCCUGGCAGCUUCACAGCUGUUGCUCCUGUCGACAAUGACUUUGGCUCUCCCUUGCUUAGAUGUGUCACGGAAAGCCCCGCACUGGCUUCUGGCUGAUUUAAGUGCAGGUACUGCAGAAAGCUCACCCCAUUCUUAACCGGUUGAUUUGAAACAAAGCCCCCUGCCCAACUGGCAGAGCCUUUUCCCGGAAACCCCCAGCGGGGCAUUGCUGAGUGGAGGAUCUAGCAAAUCACUGGCUUAAGAAGGAAAUGUUUUGCUGGGUGACCUAUGCAAGGUCUUGAUGCUGUGCUUCUCCCUGUAUAGAGGGAAACACUGAACUUUUACUUUGACUCCAGCAAUGAUAUACAGGGACAAACGGCAGAAAUGACUUGUGUUUCCUGUUCUCCCACAUCUCUGUCAUGCCUGAAGCUGCGUUGAAAUAAAUCUUCGGAGCACUGAAUGUUGUUCCAAACACGAGUGACAGAGCUGCAAUGUCCAUUCUGUGGACUGCUGGUUGUCCAAAGAUGGGGUGGGGAUGUUGUUUUUGAGUUGUUGAGCUACCCUGAAAUAAGGGCGAUUCCCUUGAAAAGGAGUAGGAAUGGUCAGCUUUAGUUCUGGAGUCUGUGAUCCACAACAGAGAGGUAUUUUCAUUCAGGAAAACCCCCCAGCAAGCAACAGUGGAAAUGGAAGUCCUGAAGUGUGUCUGUGCAUCCCACCAGAGACUGCUUGCACUAUGAAAGAGCUAUCGUUUCUUACACUGAAUGAUUCUAUAGCGGGUAUAAGUUUGCUGCUGUAUAGUUCUGAUUUCAUCCACAUUUUUUCCUCCUAGGUCACCUCUGUGCACAGUUCACGGCCUGGUUUUGAGAGGAACAGCAGCAACGCAAAGGAAAGGAACCUGCAGCCGUUAGUUUUUGCCCUUAACCAGCUGGGGGUUUUGAGUGGGGAGGGGACAGGGAGACCAGCAAACGCUUGCUGAAUCGUUUUCUUGCCAAGCCACAAUGGAUUUCCUGUGUAUGAGGCUUGGGAGUUUUGCUUGGACAGUCUUCUGCUAGACCACAUACAGUUUCGGUCUUGCAUGGGACAUCUGGAUGUCACUGGAAUUGGAAACCGUUUGAGCAACGCCCGGUCUAGCCUCUCCAUUGCUGCAACAGAAUCCAAGCCACGGUGGCAAGAGGAUGGAUGAGCCUAUCAAGGAGGUCUUGGGAGGUUCCAAAUGCCCACAGUGCGCGACGCUGGAGAAGAGCAACGGCAGUGACUGCGGGGCCACGGCCGUCCCGUUGGUGAGCGAAUGCCAGCUGACGGCCGCCACGGGUGGAGCUGAACUUUCCUGCUACCGUUGCACAAUCCCAUUUGGGGUGGUGAUCCUCAUCGCCGGGGUGGUGGUCACAGCCGUGGCUUACAGCUUCAACUCCCACGGGUCCAUCAUCUCCGUGCUCGGGUUGGUCCUCUUGUCAUCCGGACUUCUCCUGCUGGCCUUGAGCGCCUUGUGCUGGAAAAUCCGACAGCGGAACAAGAAGGCGAAGAGGCGCGAAAGCCAGACAGUGCUCGUGGCAAACCAAAGGAGCCUGUUUGCCUAAAUGGCAAGCAAGACGGAUGGAAGAGACAGGCUGGUUGCUGAAAGGAAAAGUCUAUUUAUUUGCAGUCGGUCUGCAGGAGCUGUUUUAUUAAUGGCUGAAUUGGAUUUAUAACUAUACGAAUGAAAAGGCUGUUGGAAGUUCA